Conger conger (European conger) is the source of this 2552-nucleotide messenger RNA. RefSeq names its product thrombospondin-type laminin G domain and EAR repeat-containing protein-like. Gene Ontology annotation, biological process: signal transduction. The transcript has 12 exons. NCBI's taxonomy places the organism in Eukaryota, Metazoa, Chordata, Actinopteri, Anguilliformes, Congridae. The record is from RefSeq and is a predicted model, not a curated record. The coding region runs from base 21 to 2030 and encodes 669 amino acids.
GACCCGGGGAGAGACCCCUGAUGUCGAUGCUGUUGGUCGCUGGGCUGCUCCUUCUAUCGGGGAUCAGCGGGGGUUCAGCAUCGCCUUGGAGACCAUGCACAGAUCUGCUCCCGCUGGACCUCCUGUCCCACGCCCUCCCCCAGGAGGGGGGCUCUGUGAGGGGGGUGCGCAUGGUUCAGGACGGGGGGGCCCGGGGCCUUCGCUUCACUGGCCCCCCCUCGGCGCUCAGCUUCCCCGCCUCGAAGCUCUUCGUCAACUGCCACUUCUUCCCGCGGGAGUUCUCCAUUGUGGUCACGCUCAAAGUGGCACGCAUCGCCCCGAAGAAGAGUGAGUACAUCUUCUCUCUGCUGGAGGAGGGCUCUGAUAGGCUGCUGAUGGGUCUGCGUUUCUCCCAGAACCACCUGCGCUUCCUGUUCCUGACCCCGGCGGGGGGGCGGAGCCUGUCCUUCCGCUCCGUGCGAUUGGCCGAUGGCGGCUGGCACACGCUGGCCCUCGCGGUGUCUGGAGUCCACGCCACGCUCACGCUGGACUGCGGCCUGCCCCUGGACCUCGUGGACGGGCCAGCGUUCCCCCAGGCCCUCAGCACGCGGGGCGGCCGGUUCUACGUGGCCAGCAGGAGGCGCUGGAAAGGCCUGUUCUCCGGGCUGGUGCAGCAGCUGGUUCUGGUCCCCGGCUCUGACGCCACCUCACGCAUCUGCCCCUCCUCCAACCCGAGGCUGGCCACCCUGUCUGUCCCACCCGCCCUCCUGCAGCUGCCCAGCACACCGCCCGCCAAACAGGCCCUGCCCUACCCCUAUGAGGCGGACAUGCGCGUGACUCUGGGGACGCGGCCUGUCUGCAGUCAGCCGGAGCAGGGGCAGCUGUGGUUCGACACCCUGAGGAGGGGGCUCUUCCUGUGCGACGGGGGGGCCUGGGCCUCCAUGCUGCAAGAGAAAGAGAGGCUGGACUAUGUGGAAGAACACCAGGACCUCUACACCAACUCCCAGACGUUCGACGCUGAGGUCUUCCACAUUCCAGACGUGGGCCUGUUUGUGGCGACCGCCAACCGGGAUUCCCAGCUGGGAUCCGGGAUUUACAAGUGGACUGACGGAAAGCUGGAGUCGUACCAGAACAUCAGCACGGCAGAGGCCAUGGCCUGGAAAUACUUCACCGUGGACAAGAAGAGGUUUCUGGUGGUGGCGAAUUCGCGUGGGAGGCGUGACGGGGAGCCGGAGCUGUCCGUGAUCUACAGGUGGAGCGCGGGCAGGAGGAGGUUCCUGCCCUACCAGUCUCUAGAGACGCACAGCGCCAGGGACUGGGAGGCCUUCCGCAUCCAGGGGGAGCACUUCCUCGCUGUGGCCAAUCACAGACAAGGAGACAGCAACCAUAACAUUAACAGUGUGAUCUACAAGUGGGACCCGGGCAGGAAGGCCUUCGAGGUGAACCAGACCAUCCUGACCUCCGGAGCGUACGACUGGGAGUUCUUCACGGCCGGGUCGUACCACUUCCUGGUGGUGGCCAACACCUUUAACGGAGUCUCCACCCAGAUCCCGUCCGCCAUUUAUAUCUGGCUGGGGGGCGCGUUCCAGCCCUUCCAGUCCAUCACGACAUUCGGAGCGACAGAUUGGGAGAUGUUCCAGAUCGGAAGCAGGGUCUUCCUCGCCGUGGCCAACGGGCAGAAACUAUACCGAAAAGGGCCAAGCGUCUACAACCUCAACUCCACGAUCUACGAGCUGAACAUGGCCACCAGGUCUUUCCUCCCCUUUCAGGACAUCGUGACCUACAGUGCAGUGGACUGGGAGUUCUUCACGCUGGGCGAUGAAAAGUUUCUUGUGGUGGCCAAUUCCUACGAUGGGACGUCCUACUCUUUAAACAGUGUUAUUUACAGGUGGCAGGGGUACGAGGGCUUCGUUCCUGUCCACCGCCUGCCCACCAUCGGGUGCAAGGACUGGGAGUUCUUCACCUGCGCGGACGGCUCCUACCUGCUCUACUCCAGCGCCACAGAGCCGCUCGCCAAGGUCCUGAGGCUGAAGACCUUGUGGCAGGUGUGACAGGUGUGGCAGGUGGGACAGGUGUGGCUGGUGUGGAAGGUGUGAUGGGCAUUUCUCAGACUGAUCUCCUGCAUGCAAUGGUGGCAGAAAGGAGACACAAGACUGAGUAGGCCCAGAGACCUCACCAGAGAUUCGAAGUUGCUCCUGCUUUGACUGCACGGGAGCAGCUGAACCUGGAACAGGGGACUGACUCACCUUUUAGAGUCCGGCCUGGACACCCUGCUGCCGAUGUCACAAUCACUACUGCCUGCUGAGUUCUAGAACACGGACUUCCCAAAAGCCUGCUCUUCAAAGGGUUACACAUGCGGAGGUUCUUUUGCAGCUUAAGAACAGCGGCAACGUUUAAUCUGCAGCUGAAUUUUACAUCUGCCAUGAACCCAGGGAUGGAUCCAGAGGAGAGGGCAGCCGGGCGGGAGGCGUGUCUUCAAAUGUACAUCCUGAUGGAGAAUCUUUGUAGAUCCUUCACACACUAAUGGAUUAAAUGUGAUUUCAUUGUUCUGAGUGAAACUGAGAUGUGUAUGU